Molecule: messenger RNA, 318 nt
Organism: Aspergillus luchuensis
Lineage: Eukaryota; Fungi; Ascomycota; Eurotiomycetes; Eurotiales; Aspergillaceae
Exons: 4
Coding region: 1-318 (105 amino acids)
Source: RefSeq, a predicted model, not a curated record
AUGUGGUUGCAUUUGGGAGAUCAGCUUGCAGGAGAGUCAUGGACUGGAGAGCCACUGCGUCAGUCAUACACAAUUGGCCAUCCGAAAGAUAGCAAACUCCGUCAUUUAGAGUCAAAUGGAUGGUACUUCGGGUUCCGAUUCAAGAUUUGGGGUCUGACAUGUACCAAGAAGAAGAACUAUAAAUGCUUCCUAGAGGCUUGGCUUACAAAGCUACUCAGAGGCAUUGACCACUGGGAAGGAUAUGCCAUCAUGAGGCUAACUCGCGCCAACCAUUCAUGCGGCCCUCAGAUCCUCUUACGCCCCAUAGUCCCACGCUAA